This is a messenger RNA of Rhea pennata, 1670 nucleotides long. It is a transcript of the gene PIRT, whose product is annotated as phosphoinositide interacting regulator of transient receptor potential channels. Gene Ontology annotation, cellular component: plasma membrane. The transcript has 2 exons. Gene Ontology annotation, molecular function: phosphatidylinositol bisphosphate binding; transmembrane transporter binding. Bases 126 to 614 code for a protein of 162 amino acids. The record is from RefSeq and is a predicted model, not a curated record. Gene Ontology annotation, biological process: phosphatidylinositol-mediated signaling; positive regulation of cation channel activity. NCBI's taxonomy places the organism in Eukaryota, Metazoa, Chordata, Aves, Rheiformes, Rheidae.
CUGCUUGGGCCAGCACAAUCUGAACCUCUUAGGGGUGACAGAGAGCUGGACAGGCGAAGCUGCUCCUUCGGUGCCUGCAGGAGCCUGCGGGUGGAUUCCUCUGCUGAGUACUCAGGGAAUGUUUAAUGCAACCGGCUGCCUCAUCUCCUGGAGUGAGCUGCUACACACUGGGACAACAGCGGCACAGCAUGAUCUCCUCCUCGGAUCCGGUCACCAUGGAAAUAUCUCCAAAAAGCCCUAACGGGAGUGAAAAAUCACCUCAGUCCAAGGAGCUGCUGCCCAGUAACACAGCCAGCACCCUGUGUAUCAGCUCUCGGAGCGAGUCUGUCUUGACUAGCGAACCCAGAAGCAAGUGGGACAUAUACCGCAAGCCCAUCACCGUUGUGUCUGUCGGAGCAGCUGUGUUCCUCUUUGGGGUGGUUAUUACCAGCCUGUCUUGCAUCCAGUCCAAGAACAAAGAUAUUUACAAAAUGUGUGGUCCAGCUUUCCUGUCCAUGGGACUGAUGCUCCUUGUUUGUGGCCUUGUCUGGAUCCCGAUCAUCCGGAAGAAGCAAAAGCAGAGACAGAAGUCAAAGUUUCUUCAGCGCCUCAAGUCUUUCUUCUUUAACCACUGAGGGCAGUGCAGAAAUGCUCCCCUGCCCUCUACUCACCUGUGCUGACUAGUCAUAAAAAAAUAAUAAUAAAUAAAGUGUUCUUGUUGUCUCCUAGAGAAAUUCAACCCAGUCUCUUCCCUAUAAGUGAACACACUGUGCCAGUACCCAGUGUGAAAGUGAACUUUGUGUUUUACCUAGGAAUCCCAGAAAAAGAAAGCCAAAUUUUCCAGCUAAACCUAGCAAGGAAAGUCCAAGCUGUCUGCAUUGCCAUCAUAUACAGUAACCAGCCCUACGUCAUGUACUGGGAAAUACAAAGUUAAGCUUGUCUCUACCAAGUAGCUUCUGCAAGAUAUGUCAGCAGAGAAUGUCCUGUUCUCUGGGGAACCCUCCUGUUCAGAGGGGAACCUAUCAGCUACAGAGCAUGGAUAAAUACUGAUUUGAACAUUGUUGACUGCAGAUAGUAGUUCAGACCUGGAAAAUGGGAAGCAAGAUGUGGUUUGCCCAGGGUCAGUUGAGACGUGAAGUAGGACAGUAUAGUUCCAGACUACUUUGUAUCAGGAGAGACCACCAGAACAAGGAACACACAUUACCAAAGUUUAGGAGGCUCAGACAUGAAGCCCAUGGCCAGGACUUUCCUGUUGUUGUUCUGUAAUGAUGGCUGGCUCACAUAUGGCUGUAAACUGGUGCUCACAGUGGAGUGAUGGCAUAUAUUUAUUCCUUUACAGAGUCAAGGCAAGGAGCAGCAGCACAAGCAGCAUGGUUUGAGGGUUUUUUUGGUUUGUUUGUUUUGUUUGUUUGUUUGUUUGUUUGUUUGUUUUGAUCUCUUGGGCAGAGGGUGUUUAAUAAAGGCUGUUCCUCAAGGCCUGCAAAGGCAAAGUUGUUUUGAAGCAUCUCUCCACAUGUGUUGAUGUUUUCUGCCAGAGCCACCCUCAAACCUGAACUAUCAGCUGUUUCACAAAACCAGAACUGAACCACAGGCAAGUGAGACAGGUUCUUUAUCUCCAACAUUCUCCAUUCCUUCCUUUAAUAAAUGUGUGCCCUGAGGCAAUUUACCAAGAAAAGCAAGAAUACUUCCCA